Manihot esculenta (cassava) is the source of this 1458-nucleotide messenger RNA. Its product is annotated as epidermis-specific secreted glycoprotein EP1. Lineage: Eukaryota; Viridiplantae; Streptophyta; Magnoliopsida; Malpighiales; Euphorbiaceae. Bases 21 to 1340 code for a protein of 439 amino acids. The transcript has a single exon. The record is from RefSeq and is a predicted model, not a curated record. Gene Ontology annotation, biological process: recognition of pollen.
AAACUCGCAGACAAAGCAAAAUGUUUUCUUCUCAACAGCUAUUUCACUCUCUUUGCUUAUCCUUCACCAUCUUUUCUUUGAUCGCUCAAGCUUCUGUUCCUCCUUCUGCAACCUUCAAAUAUGUCAAUGAAGGUGAAUUUGGGGAUUAUAUUGUGGAAUAUGGUGCCAAUUAUCGAUUCUUAGAUCCAUUUGCCCAGCCAUUUCAACUUUGCUUUUAUAACACCACUCCUAAUGCAUAUACUCUUGCUCUACGAAUGGGUACAGUGAGAUCUGAGUCGCUUAUGCGUUGGGUUUGGGAAGCCAACCGUGGCAACCCAGUUGGCGAAAAUGCCACCCUCACCUUUGGAACUGAUGGAAACCUUGUCUUGGCGAAUGCUGAUGGUCGAAUCGCUUGGCAAACCAACACUGCCAAUAAAGGCGUUGUUGGGUUCGAGUUACUCUCAAAUGGUAACAUGGUUCUUUAUGAUUCCAAAGGUACGUUUAUUUGGCAGAGUUUUGAUUACCCAACUGAUACCCUUUUAGUGGGUCAGUCCCUAAAGCUUGGAGGUGCAACCAAGCUUGUGAGUCGCGUUUCUGAAGAAAAGAACGCUAAUGGUCCUUAUAGUUUGGUCUUGGAGGACAAGACUAUGGCUAUGUAUUACAAAGGUCCAAAUUCCCCAAAACCAUUGCUUUACUUCUCAUUUUCUGAAUUAUUUACUGUAUCAAAGGCUCCUUUGAGUCAAGUGACAUUAGGCUCAGGUUUAUCUUUAGAAUUGUAUGGUCGUAAUUUCACUUCUGCGGGAACUCUCAUUCUUAGAAGGCCUAAAUACAAUACCACGUUGUCUUAUCUUCGGUUGGAAAUAGAUGGAAACCUUAGAAUACACACUUAUGAAGAUAAUGCAGAUUGGAGUGCUUGGCAAGUAACCUACACUCUAUUUUCUAGAGACUCAUGGGAAACAGAAUGCCAAUUGCCAGAAAGAUGCGGAAACUUUGGGCUAUGCGAAGAUGAUCAAUGUGUUGCUUGUCCAUCACCAAAAGGUUUACAGGGCUGGAGCAAGAAUUGCACGCCACCAAAAAUAUCUUCAUGUGGAGAGGAAGAUUUUUACUAUUACAAACUAGAAGGGGUUGAUCAUUUCACUAGCAAGUACACAGAAGGAAAUGGACCUAUAGAGCAGGAUGCUUGUAGAGAGAAAUGCACCAAGGAUUGCAAGUGUUUGGGUUAUUUCUACCAGACCCCCUCAUCCAGAUGUUGGAUUGCUUAUGAUCUCAAAACCUUGACAAAAGUUGGUAAUUCUACACAUUUGGCCUUCAUUAAAGCACCAAAUAAUAAAUUUUUAAAUGCUCUUUUUAGCUCGGAGUGAAAAUUUUAUAGGUAAGCAAUAACUUGAGGGAUGGGGAGAAGAAUCUUGUAUAGCAAAUAAUUUCUUCUUUCAUUCUGAAAGAGCUAUUAAUGGGUAUUUUUCUAUUUUUAUGUAUCAA